CGAAUUACAACCUUACAGACAACAUGUUCUCUAAAAUUUUCGGCAUCAGCGCUGUUUUGGCGGUGGCCACUGCUGGCCUUCUCCCCGCCGCCCACUACUCCCCAGCGUCCGCAGUGUCUUCACAAAGCAUUGUCCGCCAUGAGCAGCCAAUUGCUGUCGCCUCACCUUACUACCAAUCUGCUCCCUUGGCAUACUCUGCCCCCAGACAGUACUCCUCCGCCGUAUCCUCCCAAAACAUUGUCCGUCAAGCUGCCUCACCUUACUACCAAUCUGCUCCCUUGGCAUACUCUUCCCCCAGCCAGUACUCCUCUGCCGUUUCCUCCCAAAACAUUGUCCGUCACGCUGCCCCUGUAGCUAUCACCCAUGCUGCUCCUCUUGUCCACGCCACUCCCGUUGUCCACGCUGCUCCCUUAGUCCACGCUGCUCCAGCUCGUGCCAUCAUCGCCCAACACGAGGAAUACGACGCACACCCCAGCUACGACUUCUCCUACUCCGUUGCCGACGGCCACACCGGUGACAACAAGUCCCAGCACGAGAGCCGCGACGGAGAUGUUGUACGUGGUGAAUACUCCCUGGUUGAAGCUGACGGCUCAAUCCGCCGCGUAGAGUACACCGCCGAUGCACACAACGGCUUCAACGCUGUCGUCAGCAACUCUGCACCCGCUCACGCCACCCCUGCCUACGCCCCGGCUACCGUUUUGGCUCACCAUUAAACAUCAACCAAAAAAUCUUAAAAUAUACACGAUACAUAUUAAGUUAUUUAUUGUAAAUAAAUACACUAGUUGAUCAAAGUAAAUUUUCUGUUUUUUCUUUCACUACUGU
Messenger RNA from Pieris napi, 822 nucleotides. RefSeq names its product cuticle protein 18.6-like. The transcript has 2 exons. NCBI's taxonomy places the organism in Eukaryota, Metazoa, Arthropoda, Insecta, Lepidoptera, Pieridae. Gene Ontology annotation, cellular component: extracellular matrix. The record is from RefSeq and is a predicted model, not a curated record. The coding region runs from base 24 to 713 and encodes 229 amino acids.